AUGGACAAAUACCCAUUUCCUAGCGACCCUGUCGGAGAGUCUUCAUCAAUGGUCAAGGGGCCUCAAUAUAGGUUCACCUUGAUCAAUGAUGUUGUUCUUCGAUAUGAAUGGGCUGAGGACGGAGUCUUUGAAGACAGACCCUCGACAUUCGCGAUCAAUAGACGAUUUCCAACGCCAGAGUUUACAACUAACGACACCGGAGAAUAUCUGGAAAUCAGGACAAGCACCUUCCACGUUACAUACAACAAGAAAAGAUUUGACCGCUACGGGUUCAUCAUCAGCUUCAGCGAUAAGAACACCCUUUGGGGUGCAGACUGGCGCUACGGCGAGUCGACCCCAGAAAACUUGGGAGGCACAGCGAGAACACUUGACAAUGUCGAUGGGCGAUGCGAGCUCGAGACUGGAAUUCUAUCGAAAGCUGGGUACUCGGUCCUCGAUGACAGCCGCUCCAUGCUCUUCGACUCAAAGGGCUUUGCAUCUCCCCGUAGACCGGGUGACCGAAUCGACGGGUACCUCUUCUGUUACGGGCGAGACUUCAAACGUGCAAUGAGCUCUUUUUUCGCCAUUUCCGGAAAGCAACCCCUGCUGCCUCGUUGGGCUUUAGGGAAUUGGUGGAGUAGAUACUAUGCCUACACAGACAGCGAGUACCUGGAGCUCAUGGGUAAGUUUGAGACACGAGAGGUCCCAUUGUCUGUGGCUGUCAUCGACAUGGACUGGCAUCAGGUCAGUGGCGACCACAUACCACAUGCUGGGUGGACAGGGUAUAGCUGGAACAAGAAGCUUUUCCCUGAUCCCAUCGGGUUUACCAAGGCGUUGCAUGAUAAAAACCUCAAAAUCACCCUCAACGACCACCCGCAUGCUGGCAUUCACCGACACGAGGACAUGUAUGAAGCUAUGGCUAAGGACAUUGGUCAUGACAUCUCGAGUGGCGCCCCUAUUCUGUUCGACCCUACGUCCCCCAAAUUUAUGCAUGCAUACCUGAACACUCUACACCGUCAGCUGGAGAAGGAAGGAUGCGAUUUUUGGUGGAUCGACUGGCAACAAGGGCCAUAUUCACGAAUCCCAGGCUUGGACCCCCUGUGGCUGUUGAACCACUUCCAUUUCUUGGAUCAUGCGCAGCAACAGGGAGAAGACGGCAGAGGCAUCAUAUUUUCCAGGUUCGCUGGCCCCGGAAGUCAUCGCUAUCCCAUCGGAUUUUCCGGCGACACUAUUAUGACGUGGGAAUCCCUCCAGUUCCAGCCCGAGUUUACAGCUAGAGCGUCGAACAUUGGAUACGGCUGGUGGAGCCACGAUAUCGGUGGCCAUAUGGGUGGCUACCGUGAUGACGAGCUGGCCACUCGGUGGGUUCAAUAUGGAGUCUUCUCGCCUAUUAUGCGCCUGCACUCGUCUGCGAAUCGGUGGGGUUCGAAGGAGCCAUGGCUUUUCCGAGACGAGUACAAGCAGGUCAUGGAGAAGUUUUUGCAGUUUCGGCACAGGCUCAUACCCUAUCUCCAUACUAUGAAUGCAUUAUCCGCAUUUGACAAUGAGCCCCUGGUCCAGCCCAUGUACUGGAAGCACCCUGAGCAGGAGGAAGCGUAUGGCCAGCCGAACCAAUAUUAUUUCGGCUCGAGUUUGCUUGUUGCACCGAUUGUUAAGCCACGGGAUAAGAGAACGAAUACGGGCGCGGUCGACGUAUGGAUUCCUCGUGGUCGCUGGGUAGACAUCUUCAACGGGAUGAUUUAUCAAGGCAACAAAUCGGUUCGGAUGCACCGCAAAAUUCAUGACUAUCCCGUGUUGGCACCGAUGGGAGCCAUUAUCCCUCUAGAUAUGGCCACAAAACCAAAGAACGGGGGACUGAAUCCAUCAGAACUCGAGCUUCUGGUAGUCGUCGGCGAAGAUGGCGAGUUCACCAUCCGCGAGGAGAUUCAGGAUGACGAGCUCGCAUCACCUAAUUCAACCGGUCUCCGAGAAAUCAAGAUAACCUAUGAGCAAGCCAAGGGACAGCUCAGAUUUGCAGCUUCAUCCAAAAAAUGGAGAGUCAAAUUUUUGGGGUUGACAUCGGUGCCAGAACAUCUUCUUGUCUCAGCUGGCGAAGGGCUUUUCGUGAAUACCAAUAAAGCCGUUGACACAUACCCAGCAGCCCCUGGCUUAGUUCUAGAGCUUCCAAGGAUGACUGGAGAUCCCGAGAUUGUUAUUGAUAUAGGCGCCCAGCCCGCUUUGCAUGAUGUAACUGUGUCGGAAAGGAUUUCUGAUUACAUUCUGGAUGUCCAGAUAGACAUGGGCCUCAAAGAGAAAAUUGGGAAGAUUUUCGACGCAGGAGGAAGCCUUCUUGGCCAAAUUGGACAGCUGGCAGCCCUGGGCCUUGAUGAGGGUCUAACAGGACCGUUGAUGGAGUACAUGCUGGCUGAUAUCCCAUAG
Molecule: messenger RNA, 2397 nt
Organism: Clonostachys solani
Lineage: Eukaryota; Fungi; Ascomycota; Sordariomycetes; Hypocreales; Bionectriaceae
Source: the annotation of a GenBank genome assembly